UUUUCCUCCUUUUUUGCUGAUCAAGGACCAACUUGCCUUCUAUUUUAUCAUCCCACAUGAACUCUCCUCAAAUUUAAUAUUCACAUUUCCUCCCUUUGAAAUAUGCAACCACCCCAAUCUUCUCUCUACUUCAUAAGAUCACCCAUUGAACAAUCUGUGAAGCUCGCUAGCUCCAAGAAACUAAACUCAGAAAUCAUCGUCUAAUGCCUCCCAACCCGCCCAAGUCUUCUAUAUUGUUCCACCGCGUCAACACCGCGCCCAACACGGCGUCCCCGCACCAGAACCAGAAGGGCAUGAUGAUCAGGAAGCAGCGCGCCCCGAUCCCCGACGCGGUGGCGCGUUACCACACGCACGGGGUCGGCCCCGACAAGUGCUGCUCCGCCGUGACGCAGGAGAUCGCUGCUCCCGUCUCCACCGUGUGGUCGGUGGUCCGGCGCUUCGACAACCCCCAAGCCUACAAGCACUUCGUCAAGAGCUGCCACGUCAUCGUCGGGGACGGCGACGUCGGCACGCUUCGCGAGGUCCAGGUCAUCUCGGGGCUUCCGGCCAACAGCAGCACGGAGAGGCUGGACGUGCUGGACGAGGAGAGCCACGUCAUCAGCUUCAGCAUGGUGGGCGGCGACCACAGGCUGUCGAACUACAAGUCGGUGACGACGCUUCAUCCGUCACCCGCGGGCGGCGGAGGCACGGUGGUUGUGGAGUCUUACGUGGUGGACGUGCCGCCGGGAAACACCAAGGACGACACGUGUAACUUUGUGGACACUAUCGUACGGUGCAACCUGCAGUCGCUGGCUCAGAUCGCCGAGAAUCUUGCGAGACGUAACAACAAGUCGUCGUCGGUGUGCCCCAAGUAGUUGUUUGUUUAUUUUUAAUUAUUAUGAUCGGAGUAUUAUCAUGAUGAUUAUAAUUAAUAUAACAUCUUAAGUAGGUAGCAAAAGUAAUUAGUUUUUGGUGAUGUUCUGGGUUUUAUACAUAGUGUAUUAGGUUUCGUCGAACAUCAUUGUCUGAGGGAGUUUCCGAGUCCGGUCUGUGUUUGCCGUUGGAGGGUACGGCGUCGUUUUGUAUCCGAUGAAACAGUCACAGCAAGUUUGGUUAUGUAAUAUAGUAGUAGUACCUUAUUUAUUC
Molecule: messenger RNA, 1125 nt
Organism: Rosa rugosa (rugosa rose)
Lineage: Eukaryota; Viridiplantae; Streptophyta; Magnoliopsida; Rosales; Rosaceae
Product: abscisic acid receptor PYL4
Exons: 1
Coding region: 204-854 (216 amino acids)
Biological process (GO): abscisic acid-activated signaling pathway
Cellular component (GO): cytoplasm; nucleus
Molecular function (GO): protein phosphatase inhibitor activity; signaling receptor activity; abscisic acid binding
Source: RefSeq, a predicted model, not a curated record